Molecule: messenger RNA, 1359 nt
Organism: Rotaria sordida
Lineage: Eukaryota; Metazoa; Rotifera; Eurotatoria; Philodinida; Philodinidae
Source: the annotation of a GenBank genome assembly
AUGUAUAUUGAAUUAUCUCCAAUUCAAGUACAUUUACAAGAAGCCAUUAAAUGUCGAGGAGAAUAUAUUGAAAUAUUCGGUUAUGAUCCAUCAUUUAAUGAAAAUAAUAUUAAUAAAAAUAAUAAUUGGAAAGAAUAUCAUACAUGGUGUGGUGCUGAUCAUUCAGUAAAUAAUCCAUUACCUAAUGCACGUUAUCUUAUUUCAUCAAAUUCUUUAUAUAUGUCAUUACAAACAACUGUUUCUAGAGAUCCAAGAUAUUUUAAAAUUCGAUAUAGAGUUGUUCCAGUCAUAGCACGUUCUCAAUAUAAUUCCGAUGGAAUUGUUUAUGAUUCAUUAAUCAAAGAACAUAAAUCUUCAUUAACAAUACUAACAACAACUAUUAUGUCAACCAAAACUAUCAAUGUAUUAUGGAACAAUAGUGAUGUAAAAAACGUUAAUGAAACAUUAACAAAACAAACAUUUAAAAAAGGAAUUCUUAUUGGAAUUAUUGCUGUUGUAAUUGUUCUUCUGAUUGCAAUACUUGCUGGUAUUCUUAUUUUUAUAUUAAUUAAAAGACGUCGAUCUUCAUCUCCAUCUAAUACUAGAAAGAAAAAUGUACCUUCAACAACUAAUAAUACUAUUACAUCUAAACCAACAGCUAAAUCAUCUGAUAAAGCUCCACUUCUUGAAAAAAUAAAUAAUACAUCUGCAAAUGUAACAAAACAAAGAUUAGUUCCUGAACGAACAGUACAAAUAUCUGAUGUUAGUACAUCUCGAUUUAAAUCUUCUGCAUCAACAGGUACAAAACCCGGUUUAACAAAAACUGAAGUUCCACCAUCUAAACCAACAUUAACUGCAGUUGAUAGUGGUAUAUAUGGUGUUGAUUUAAGUGAAGAUAUCACACCUGUAUCAAAACCUGUAUCAUUAUCAACACCUAAUCCAUCAAAAAUUCAUACUAAUAUUUUAUCUGAUGCAUCAGAAUCAGCAUCAAUAGUUGUUGUUAAUCCAUUAACUGAAAAUUCAACAAUAUCUCCUGCUACUAUCUUUUCAAAUGAUGUUGUUGAAAGAAAUUCAUUAUCAACAAAUGAAAAUGAAGAAAAAGAAAUUCUUUUAGAUCAUACUGUUCAAAGUGCUUAUCCUCAUUUAGUUGAUAUAGCGUCAAGUGAAAGUGAUGCAACAUUAUAUGGUAGUGGUUUACAAUCAAAACGAACAUCGAUAAUAACAAAACAACCAUUAGUUAUUCAAGAAUCAAAUAAUAUUGAAACAAUUGUUCUAUCCGAUGAUACCCAAUUAUCAUCAUAUCAUCCAAUCCCAUUUAACCCAUUACACGUGAUAUUACAAAAAGAUGCCAAUAAAUAUUAUACAACAGAAUAUAUUUAA